This is a messenger RNA of Eriocheir sinensis (Chinese mitten crab), 3241 nucleotides long. Its product is annotated as EF-hand domain-containing family member C2-like. The transcript is spliced from 10 exons. The coding region runs from base 465 to 1841 and encodes 458 amino acids. The record is from RefSeq and is a predicted model, not a curated record. Lineage: Eukaryota; Metazoa; Arthropoda; Malacostraca; Decapoda; Varunidae.
UGGAGGUAUAACAGCGUCUUGAUUGCUGGACUGAUACUCAUUCAACUCAAGGGUAUUCAAGCAUAUGUAUACUGCCAACGCUGCAGAUUCUUCGGGGAGUGGGCAGUCGAGGGGGAGGACAUGAGUGGGGUUACGACGCCGGUGACGGAAAAGGUUGAGUUGCGUUACUACCUGGAGGACGAGACGGCGGAGGUGCGCGUCCAUCACCUCACACCACACCAGCACGCCCUCACGCCAACCCCGCCGACCGUGCCUACCAAGUUGCUUAAGCGUGCACCCAUUCCUAAGGUCAGCAGCAGCAGCAGUAGUCGUAGCAAUAGCAUCCAACGCCAUCACGUCUUUGCUAAUUCACUUGUUUAUCCAUGCUGGGUGUAAUGAAAACAAGUGGAGGUGGAUACAUAGUGACGCUGGUAUCACUAUCUAGUAUAAUAAUGGCUUAUGUGUGCCCAUAGAACCUGACGGAGAUGGCCGGUGCGACGUCGCUGGGGGCCACGGGACGACCUACCCUCAACCUGCUAGGCCUGAGGGGCGGGAGAGUACACUUGAAGGACCGAUGGCCUCAGGCGGCCAACAGCCCUGGUUUCCUUGGUCCCAUGGAUUUGGUUUUGGGCCAGACGGUACGGGUGGCAGGGCGCCUGCUCCGGCUGUGUGAGUGUGACGCCUUCACUACUCGCUACUACAAGGAGACACUGGGCAUAGACCAAGAACCGGCCGAAUACCAGUACCUAAACAGGAAGAUUGGCACAGCCCCCGCCCCGCGCAUCACACCCCUGGAUCCCCGCCGCCUGGAGGAGCACCCGCGGGACAACUUGCACCCCUUGCCCACCUCUGUCACCACCCUCGUCGGCGGGAACCAUGCGAGGGAUAUCAGGGAUGGCUGCGAAGACAAGAUCCUACGCUUUGGAGCCAAACUGGUCACUGAUAACGAAAGGGACAAGGGCAGAGAGUUUGUCAUCAACUUUUAUGUAUACGACUCGACAAUAUCGGUAUACGAAUUGCCGAAAAUAAAUUCAGGGAUGAGGGCGGGCAUGUUCCUGGGGCGAGGCCUCGUGGUGGCCAGCGAGGGCGGGCACGUGGGCGUCGAUCACCUGUACAUGGGCGCCAUACUCACCCUCAACUCCCAUGUUUUCCGGCUCACCCACGCCGACGAGUUCACGCUGCGCUACAUGGAGGAGCACGCGGACGAGUUCACUCAAGCCAGUUACAACGUGGCGCUGGAUGAGGCCCGUCGCUGCCUAGGUCACCACCAGCUUACCGCAUUGCUGCACAAACUCGCCGCCAACGACCCCGCCAAGACAGGCUUUGUUCCGAUACCCCUGGCCACCGCAGCCCUCGCCCGGGAGCUGAGUGGGUGUCGUCUGACGGAGCAGCAGGUGGUGUCCCUUGUACGUCGCCACCGCCGUCUCAACGCCACCCCACUCACGGCGCAGGACCUGACCCACGUGGCGGCGCUCCACCUCAAGAAGCAUAACUACUACGGAGUCCCAGAGUUAGGCGUGGGUCUGCGCGGGCGUGACGUGGAGGGCGUGGGUCGCCUGCCCGCCCACACCGUGCGGGCGGCCAUGCAAGCCGCCCGCCUACCCAUCUCCACCGCCCUGCUGGACGCUCUCGUCACGAGCGUGACCCAAAAGGACGGCCAAAUAGCGUACGAGCGGCUUUGCCAUGACCUCGACCCGCGCCUUCGACCUAACCUCCACGACAACCUUCCCUGCCAGUUGGACGAGACAUCACUGGAGAUGGCGCUGCGGCGGGCCAAGGACGAGGUGGACUACGUCACCCUCGUCGCCGAUCUUGAGGGCAGCGCCGCCACACACCACUUCGCAGGUUCUGGCCUCAUCUAAUCUCGCCAACUCCUGCCCGUCAUGCUCUGGCUUAAGCUCGCCUUUGCCCAACGUGUACUGCAAAACUCCGCCUUGCUUUACUCUCAAGCGUAACCUCCAGUGUCAGUGUGUGUGUGUGUGUCGUUACUGGUCACACACACUACGGUUCAGCCGACAAUAUGAAUGAUAAAUGUUUAAUAACGUGACGGGACGAGGCAUGACCUUUGAUCUAUGACCUUUUUAAUCUCUGAUCCCGAAGCACGUGUAUGAUGCAACCGUCACCAACCUCCCCCCCUUCCUUAAGUAAUAACUCCUUGCCAAGCUAUCUAUUAAAUCAGGGUAUGUCAUCUGCAGUGUGUGUGUGUGUGUGUGUGUGUGUGUGUGUGUGUUAAACUGUAUUUGGAAGAGGGAUUUCGCUUGUCGUCUGAUGGAUUGUCCAAGAAAGGAAGAAAACGAAAGGUUAAUGAUGUCACAUGCCCAAACAGACAUGAAAUAUACUUUACGAUGUUUUCUAUAAAUAUUUUCCUUGCCAUUCUCCCUCAUUGCCUAAAGUUAUGAUCACAUAAUGUAUAUAUUGUUUUAUUUUUGUUGUGAUUGCUUUUAAUUUUCUAAUAACUACAUCAGCUUCGCCUGAAGAUAAUAUGGUAACACAUGGAUGGUAGUAAUUACAUGGCUAUCAUUAUUUCAUUAUUAUUAUUAUUACUACAUUGAAGUCCUUGUGGAUCUUAUCCUAUAAGUCCUAUAGUCCCACUAACCUCUCGAGCUCCUACGCUGCAUAUCACACUCCCCUCAUCACCACCUCCGCCACAAACACACACCAAACACAACCAAAAUACUGUCUCGCUGUUUUCAUCACCACCAUUUCAACACCUCACCACUCAGACCACAGACAUCUCCCUUCUCACCACCCUUCCUGUCACGCAUCUCCAUUACCAUUUACCACCACUUCGACACGUAGCCUAAGUUGCCUAACCCUUCUCGCCAUAGCUGCUAUAAUACAAAUUUCCUUCUAUAUAGCCUACAUUUCCUACACACCCCUCCUCCCCAUUCUCUUUCCUCCUCAAUCAUCUUAUUUCUUUAUAGCCUACUUUUCCUAUCCGCUAUCCUUCUCAACCAUCCAAUCUUACUGCUACAUAGCCUACUCUUCUUACAGACCCUUCCUACCCAUCCCUAUUCCUCCUCAACCAUCCUAACUUAUUUCUUUAUAGCCUGCUCCUCCUACACACACUUCCUCCCCAUUAUCUUUCCUCCUCGACCACCUUUCCAUAUCAAGGUCUCAGGGCGAACCUGUCUUCUUCUCACUUCAGGGUAAGAGAUAAGCAACACAUUACCUUAGACUUACUGUUAUAAUACAUGGUUCCUUUCCAUCGCCUCGAUACUAUAAGGUUUUCGCACUAAAGACAAUAAAAUAACUAACUGCA